This is a messenger RNA of Hydra vulgaris (swiftwater hydra), 5730 nucleotides long. RefSeq names its product probable cyclin-dependent serine/threonine-protein kinase DDB_G0292550. Lineage: Eukaryota; Metazoa; Cnidaria; Hydrozoa; Anthoathecata; Hydridae. The record is from RefSeq and is a predicted model, not a curated record.
GGUCGUGUAUGACGUUAGUAAUUUUAACAUUGAGGUCUGUCGGCAAAAAUUUGUUGUUUUGUUGUUGUUUUUUUUUACCGACCAAAACGGCAUUAGGUUUCUCAAGACAAAUUUUGAUAUUCACACGUUCCUAUUAGGAAUUUAGGUAACUUCACAAAAGAUGGAGAAUGAAAUGUUUUGUAAUACAUGUAAAGUAGGGUUUGCAUCUGAGCAGGAGUUAAAUGAGCACAAUUGGUCUUUGUUGCACCAUAAGAAUGAAGAAUUAUCUUUUACUGAUGGAGUGGAACACUGUCAUACAUGCAAUCUUUGUGAAAAAUCGAUGGACGGUUUUAAAGCUUAUAUUAAGCAUAUCCAUGGAAGUUCCCAUAAAUCAAAGGAAAAUGUUUACAUAGUUGAAAAAAAUAAGCCUUAUAAUACACAGAACGUUAUUGGUACUUGCAAACCUGCACUACCUCAAAACAAGCCUUAUACUACACAGAAUGUUGUUGUUGGUUCUACUUAUCCUUUACUUCCUAACUAUGGAGUUUUUCAGCAAUUACCUUUUAGCUUUUUGAACUUAAAUUAUAAUUCUACUUUUAAAUAUAACAAUCAAUAUCAGAAGAAUAAACCUUAUGCCUCUAAAGCUUCUUUUUCUUCUAAAAAUAACAAGUAUGUUUGGGCAAACAGUAUGGCUCCAAGUACUAAAGGAGUUUUUCACUCAGAAAGUAAAAACAAUUUUAAUAAAAAUAAUUUAGUCGAACCUUGCAUUAAUACACCAUACAACUUAAACCUUGCACGAAAUAGUGAAAAAACGAAUCCAGGUAAUGCGAAGUGCUAUAAAACUUCAACCACGAGUUCAAAAUGCCAUGAAACAUCAAUGAGUACAAAUCUUAAUACAAUACAAAUAAACAAUCAAGAAUUUAAUCAAACAGAUGUUAAUUAUAAUAAGAAUUUUCCAUCUCCUUAUAAAAAUAAUAAUCGUUUUAUAAAUUGCAUCAAAUCUUACGUGAAUCAACAAUCCAAAAACAACUAUGACCUGUUAUUUAUGACUGAGGAUCAAAUUAAAAAAAGGAUAAAAAAUAGAGCUAAAAGGUUUAAAAAAAUGAGCAGAAAAAGAUUCCAUGAAAAAUUAGUAACACAAGAGAGCAAGUUCAAUAAUGAUUCCGUAAUACAAGAGAGAAAAUUCAAUGAUGGUUCAGUGAUACAAGAUAGCAAGUUUAAUGAUGAUUCAGUAAUACAAGAAAGCAAAUUCAAUGAUGGUUCAGUGGUACAAGAGAGCAAGUUUAAUGAUGAUUCAGUAAUAAAAGAGAGCAAAUUCAACGAUGGUUCAGUGACACAAGAGAGCAAGUUUAAUGAUGAUUCAGUAAUACAAGAAAACAAUGGUGAUUCAGUAACUCAAGAGAGCAAAGGUGAUUCAGUAACACAAGGUAUGAUGAAAAGAACACAAGAGAGUAAUGAUUGUGCUUAUUUGCCACCACUAAAAAAAAAGUUUUCUCUAAUUGUUUCUGCUGAAAACAAUCAACUGCUUACAAACAUCAAAGGUUAUCAAUUAACUUCUGAAAACAAUCAACCGCUAACAAACACUAAAAGUCACCAAUUAACUUCUGAAAACAAUAGUUACAACAAAAAUGAUCAAUUGUUUGCAAGUAGCUAUGACGAUAAAGUCAAUUCAAAAAAUAAUUGCAAUAAUGAUCAAUCAACUGUAAAAAUAGGUUGUGGAAAAACUGAUCUAUCAGGUAAAUUUCUUGACAAUGAAAACAACAAAAACUAUCCCUCAACUGGAAAUGAUAUUAAUAACACAGAUCUUUCAGCUAAAAGUUUUAUCAAUCAAAAAAGUACAUCAGUUGCUAGUACCAAAAAUGAUCAAAAAUAUUUAUCAAAUGUGAUUAUCAAUAACAACAAUAAUGUUCAAUCAAUUUCAAAAUACAACAAAAAUGACGUAUUAACUAGCGCCAACAUUAAAACUUCAAAAAACAGCAACAAAAAUGAUCAAUCAGCCACAAAGAACAGUCAUAAAAGCAAUUCAUUAACUACAAAUAAUAACAACAACAAAAGUUAUCAAUCAGCCUCCAAAAACAGUUACAAAAAUGAUUCAUUAACUGAAAAUAGUAACAACAACAAAAACAAUCAGUUAACCACAAAGAACAAUUAUAAAAAUGAGUCAUUAACUGAAAAUAGCAGCAACAACAAAAGUGAUCAAUCAACCAAAAAAAACAGUUACAAAAAUGAUUCAUCAACUGCAAAUAGUAACAACAACAAAAAUGAUCAAUCAGCCUCAAAGAACAGUUACAAAAAUGAUUCAUUAACUGAAAAUAGCAGCAACAAAAAUGAUCAAUCAACCACAAAGAACAGUUAUAAAAAUGAUUCAUUAACUACAAAUAGUAACAACAACAAAAAUAAUCAAUCAGCCUCAAAGAACAGUUACAAAAAUGAUUCAUUAACCGAAAAUAGCAGCAACAACAAAAACGAUCAAUCAACCAGAAAAAACAGUUACAAAAAUGAUUUAUUAACUACAAAUAGUAACAACAACAAAAACAAUCAAUCAGCCUCAAAGAACAGUUACAAAAAUGAUUCAUUAACUGAAAAUAGCAGCAACAACAAAAGUGAUCAAUCAACCAGAAAAAACAGUUACAAAAAUGAUUCAUUAAUUGCAAAUAGUAACAACAACAAAAAUGAUCAAUCAGGCUCAAACAACAGUUACAAAAAUGAUUCACUAACUGAAAAUAGCAGCAACAAAAAUGAUCAAUCAACUACAAAGAACAGUUAUAAAAGUAAAUCAUUAACUAUAAAUAGUAACAACAACAAAAAUUAUCAAUCAGCCUUAAAAAACAUUUACAAAAAUGAUUCAUUAACUGAAAAUACCAGCAACAAAAAUGAUCAAUCGACCACAAAGAAUAGUUAUAAAAACAAUUCAUUAACUACAAAUAAUAACAACAACAAAAAUGAUCAAUCAACGUCAAAGAACAGUUAUAAAAAUAAUUCAUUAACUGAAAAUAGCAGCAACAAAAAUGAUCAAUCAACUACAAAGAACAGUUAUAAAAAUGAUUCAUUAACUACAGAUAGUAACAACAACAAAAAUAAUCAAUCAGUCUCAAAAAACAGUUACAAAAAUGAUUCAUUAAUUGUACGAAGUAACCACAAUAAAAAUGAUCAGUCAAUCACAAAGAACAGUUGCAAAAAUAAUUCAUUAACUUCAAAUAGUAACAAAAAAAACAACAAUCAAUCAGCCAAAAAGAACAGUUACACAAAUGAUUCAUUGACUGCAAAUAGUAACCACAACAAUAAUGAUCAACCAGCCACAAAGAACAGUUACAUAAAUGAUUCAUUAACUGAAAAUAGUAACAACAACAAAAAUGAUCAAUUGGCAGAAAAAGAUAAUGAACAAAAUUUUAAUGAAAAUAGCAAUGAAAAUGACAAUGACAAUGAACAACUAACAGUAUGUAAACUAAAUUUUAACAGAUUUCAGAAAAACCUGAAACGUAAGGAAGAACAUAUAUCUUCAAGUAUUGGAAUAAAAACUCAAGCAUUAGAAAUGGUUGAUAAGUACAAGCUGUCAGUUGUAAAAAAAGCACUUAAAAAUCCUAGUUUAAAGCUAGACACACCAGGUCCCAAAAAACUCUUAAUAGAAAAAGAAAAUUCAUCGGUCAUACCUGGUGAUUCAUCAUUAAGUCAUUUAUUAACAAAAAAUAUUAUUGGAGAUUCUGUUGAUUUUGAAGUUAGGGAAGGUAAAAAAUAUCCAAAAAACAAUGAAAGUUUUGAAAAGCAAUGCAAUGAGAUUUCUAAUAAUGAAUUAAAUAAAGUUUGUGAGUUUGUCAGUGGUAACAUGCAAAAAUGUGAAAAUCUAAUUUCUUCUGAAAACUCUGAACAUAUACCAUUUCUUAAAAAGAUCUUUGCAAACUUAAUAGUAUUAGUGCCCUUUCAAGCAUGUUUGAGACAAAACUCUUGGGAGCCAUCGCAAACUAGGUUUUGUGAUUAUCAUAAUCGUGUUUUGGGUGCCGUUGUUGCUUACGUUAAAUCUAAAAAUGUUGUAAAAUCAGCAACAGAUGUAGUCUCUGAAAGUUUACAAUCUGAAUUCCAAAAGCUUCCUGCUAUGGAUAGUUUAUCAGAUAAAUUGCAGAUGCCUGGUAAUAGUAAUCUAAGUAUUGAAAGUAAUGCUGUAGAAAAAAAUGAAAGAUUGAAUGAAGCGUGUCAUUCUAUUGAACCAGACAGUGAAGCAAGACAAAAUACUGAUAUUGUUAUUAGAUCAAAGCAUACUAAUGAGUUAUCAACAAAAUCAUUAAGCGUAAGCCUUGCUGAUUCCACAUGCUAUUCAGAAAUUUAUCAAUAUGCUGCAAAUGAUUCCCCUAUAAUGAAAUCUAAUUACUUGCUACAAUUCAUGGAUCAGGAAUUGUGUCCUCAUAAGAAUACUGAAGAACAAAUAAAUUCAGUUGAACAAGUAAAAUCACCACAAGAAAAUUCUCUCAAAAGUACUCAUAUGUUUUCCGUUGAAGAGUCAAAAUCACCACAAAAAAUUACACCUAAAAGAUCAAACUUUUCAAACUUGAAAAGAAUUAAACUUUUACAGAUGAAAUCAAUUGAAGAAUCACCACGUGUGUUUUCAGUUGAAGGGUCAAAAUCACCACGAAUGCGCUCAGUCGAGGAGAAAUCAAAAUGUGGGUCCCCUGAUGAACAGUUAAACGAUUUAAGCACUGUUGAAAAAUCACCACAGAUUAUCACAAAUCUCGAGAGAUUAAAAUUUUCGUGUAUGUGUUCAAAUAUAACAUUACAUACUAUCUGUGCAUGCUCAAAUGAAAGAUUUAAAUUUUUAGAUGUAAGCAUGAAUGAAGAACUGCAAUCUCCAUAUACGAGCCUAUGUAAAGAAUUAGAUUUUUCAUCUGUAAGCAAAGUUAGAACACAUGAACAAUGCAAAGAAUGCUCUACAAAACAAAUUAAUAGUAAUGAUGUUUCUAUCAAAACAUCUCAAGUUUCAGAUGAGCUAUCUUUUAAUACAAAUGUUGAACAGCCACCACAUAUUCCUGAGUCUGUGGAAUCUCAGUAUCUUUCUGAGUCUGUGGAAUCUCAGUAUCUUCCUGAUUUGUCUUUACCCAAGUCUUUUAGGGAGUCUUUAAAAAUAUAUCAAAGUGGUACAAGUGAGUUCAAUAAUGGUAGAGAAAAUGGAUCUUCUAACAAUUUAAAUGAAGAAUCAAAUAGUCACAAUUUGAAAAUGAGUGAGAAGCUACAGUCAAAAGUAAACAAGCAAAUAAAUAUUCUUUAUAAACUUAAUAAAGAAAGAGAAGAACUUGAAAAAGAGUUGGAAAAAAAAAGUAAAGCUAUUGAAGAGGUUGCCAUAAAAUUACAAAACUUAUGCCAACAGAAAGAAGAAUUAAGGUCUGCAAAUAAGAAAAAUAAUACUAUACUUUCACAAAGUGCUGAACAUUCAUCAAAAAAAAGUUUUGAAAAAAAAAUAAAAGAAUGUUUAGAAACGAGCUCUUCAGAUAUUUUAAAAAAGAAAAUUGUAGAUUGUUGUAUGGGAUACAGUGGUCAUGCAAUAAAUAAUUACAAAAGUACUCAAUCAAAAACAACUUUGAAAAACAAAACUCUUUUAUCAAAUCAGUCGGUUGAACUCCAAAAAGAUUGUUCUUUGUUCUUAAAUAGUUUGUCAGCAGUUUCUUGAUUUAAGAAUAUCGUUGCUACGACAAGAAAAAUUUAAAACUAAUUAAUGGAAAGUACUUACUUGUAUCUAUUUUUACACAUAUAUUUUUUUAACUUGUA